AUGUUUCGCGCACAGCAGAACGCUUUCGACGACGCUGUCGCCAAAGCGACAGAUGAGAACCUCACGUCAGAGAACUGGGAAUUUAUUCUUGAUGUUUGUGAUAAAGUCUCUGCGGAAGAAUCUGGCGCAAAGGAUGCCGUGGCCGCGUUGAUUAAGAGACUGGCGCAUAGGAAUGCCAAUGUGCAGCUAUACACUUUGGAGCUUGCCAAUGCUUUGGCGCAAAACUGUGGCCCGAAAAUUCAUCGGGAGUUGGCGUCUAGGAGCUUUACUGAUGCUUUGCUGCGUCUUGCUAAUGACCGGAACACCCAUCAGCAAGUUAAGUCGAAGAUCCUCGAGCGUAUGGAAGAAUGGACGGAGAUGUUUUCCAACAACCCGGACUUCGGCAUCAUGGAGCAGGCAUACAUGAAGCUUAAGACAAUUAAUCCCAACCUACAGCCUCCCUCGAAGCCCGGCAAACGUGAAAUCACCGACGUCGACCGCCAAAAGGAAGAGGAGGAAUUGCAGAUGGCGCUGGCGCUUUCAAUUAGAGACAAGCCCGCACCGGGUCCAGGACCGCAGGCCGAAUCCAGCUCGUCGGCCGCUGCCUCCGCUCCUCAAACGUCACCGCCCGUUCAGCAGCAACAACAAGCGCAGGCGCAGGUCCAAACACAAGCUCCUGUUUCGCUCCCGUCGGGAACAUCGGCUGCCACCAUUUCGCGUGUGAGAGCACUGUACGAUUUCCAGCCUUCCGAGGCUGGUGAAUUGCAAUUCCGGAAAGGAGACAUUAUUGCUGUUCUGGAGUCUGUGUACAAGGACUGGUGGAAGGGUUCGCUGAGAGGCCAGACCGGAAUUUUCCCUCUGAACUAUGUCGAGAAGCUUCCCGAUCCAACGGUUGACGAGCUGCAGCGCGAGGCCCAGAUGGAGGGCGAGGUGUUUGGUCAGAUUAAGAACGUGGAGAAAUUGUUGACGCUGCUGAGCACGCGUAAUGCCGGACCGAAUGCGCAGGAUAAUGAGGAGAUUACUACACUAUACCACUCGACUUUGGCUAUUCGGCCCAAGUUGAUUGAGUUGAUUGGAAAGUAUUCGCAGAAGAAGGACGAAUUUACCCAGUUGAACGAGAAGUUCAUUAAAGCGCGACGGGAUUACGAAGCCCUUUUGGAAGUAUCUAUGACACAGCCUGGGCAGGCACCAUAUGCUAGACCUGGUCAACCUCCUUACGGAUAUCCUGCUGGGUAUCCUCAGGGACCUCCGCCCCCACAGGCUGACCCUAACCGCUACUUUAGCCCGCGCCCUCAAGACACUCAGCCGCUGAAACCCGGCGCAUCCCCAUACUACGGCGGAGAGCAAAUGGGUUACCCUCCAGCCUCCCAAUCCCCCGAUCCUCGCAACCGCACUCCCUCCGGCGGCUCCCCUUACCAGCAACCCCAACAACCCCCAGUAACAGACGCGUACCAACCAGUCCACCACCGCCCACAAUCCACCUACGACCAUCCCCAAGAACUCGGAACAUCCGUCUAUGACUCUCCCGUCGACCGUCCAGCCGCCCAACAACUCCCUUACCCAUCCGGAGGCCAUGUCCCACCAGUCAUGCAACGCUUCCAACAACAGCAGCAACAGGCCCAAGCCCAACAAGAAUAUUCGCCAUCGGCCUACUCCCCGGAUGAGCCUAGCAGCCAGGGCCCCUAUCCCACAGCACCGGAUGCACCCAUGCAUCAGCCUCCCCCUGUUCCUACGGGUGCAGCAGCGAAGCCUACUACGCCUUAUCCGUCUUUGACGCCGGGUGUGCCGAGUGGGGAGGGUUACCAGGCUUAUAAUCCGUCGAGCUCGAAUCCUAAUUUGUUUUACCGAUAG
Messenger RNA from Aspergillus chevalieri, 1830 nucleotides. It is a transcript of the gene HSE1, whose product is annotated as ESCRT-0 subunit protein HSE1. Gene Ontology annotation, cellular component: ESCRT-0 complex. The transcript is spliced from 9 exons. Gene Ontology annotation, molecular function: phosphatidylinositol binding; ubiquitin binding. Lineage: Eukaryota; Fungi; Ascomycota; Eurotiomycetes; Eurotiales; Aspergillaceae. Gene Ontology annotation, biological process: protein transport to vacuole involved in ubiquitin-dependent protein catabolic process via the multivesicular body sorting pathway. Bases 1 to 1830 code for a protein of 609 amino acids. The record is from RefSeq and is a predicted model, not a curated record.